UCCAGGUUUUUGGCUCAUUCUCCCAGACUCAGGUGAGAUCCUGAUGGCUACCCCGCAGGCAGGUGCUGACACACUCCCCCAGUCCUGACGCUGACGACAUCACCAACUUCAGUCUCUAAAUGCCACAGUGCCCUUGGGGCCACUUGGGCUGGGGACCACUGUUGCCUUUUAAGACCAUAAAACCAUGGGAAACGCAGAAAGCCAAAAUGUAGAGCAUGAGUUUUAUGGGGCGAAGCAUGCCAGCCUGGGGCGCAAGCACACUUCGCGCUCCCUGCGCUUGUCGCACAAGACGCGGCGGCUGCGCCACGCCUCCUCUGGGAAGGUGAUCCACAGGGACUCCGAAGUGAGCACGCGGUCCAGCAGCACCCCCAGCAUCCCCCAGUCCCUGGCCGAAAAUGGCCUGGAGCCCUUCUCCCAGGAAGGCACCCUAGAGGACUUCGGGAGUCCCAUUUGGGUGGACCGGGUAGAUAUGGGUUUGAGACCCGUGUCCUAUACGGAUUCCUCCGUCACUCCCAGCGCAGACAGCAGCAUCGUCCUCACUGCAGCCUCUGUGCAGAGCAUGCCAGACUCGGAGGAGUGCAGGCUUUACGGGGAUGACGCUACCUAUUUGGCAGAGGGAGGCAGGAGGCAGCCUCUCUCUACAUCCAACGGGCCCACCUUCAUGGAGACCGCGAGCUUUAAGAAGAAACGCUCCAAAUCUGCAGACAUCUGGCGGGAGGACAGCCUGGAAUUCUCACUCUCCGAUCUGAGCCAAGAACAUUUAACCAGCAACGAAGAAAUCUUGGGUUCCGCGGAAGAGAAGGACUGUGAGGAAGCUCGGGGGAUGCAAACACAGGCGAGUCCGCGGCAGCUCAGCACCUGUCAGCGGGCCAACUCCCUGGGUGACUUGUAUGCUCAGAAAAACUCUGAGACGGCUGCAAACGGAGGACCAAGGAACAAAUUUGCAGGCUACUGUCGGAAUUUGGUGUCUGAUAUUCCUGAUCUUGCAAACCAUAAAAUGCCACCAGCUGCUGCCGACGAAAAUCCUUCAUACAGUAAUUAUAACACACUUCCCUGUAGGAAAUCUCACUGUCUUUCCGAAGGUGCCACCAACCCACAAAUUAGCCUUAGCAACAGCAUGCAAGGCAGAAGAGCAAAAACAACUCAGGAUGUUAAUGCAGGCGAGGGCAGCGAGUUUGCAGACAGUGGGAUUGAAGGGGCCACCACCGACACGGACCUCCUGUCCAGGCGAUCCAAUGCCACCAACUCCAGCUACUCACCCCCCACCAGCCGGGCCUUUGUGGGCAGCGACAGUGGCAGCAGCUCCACCGGGGAUGCGGCUCGCCAGGGGGUGUACGAGAACUUCAGGCGGGAGCUGGAGAUGAGCACCACCAACAGCGAGAGCCUGGAGGAGGCGGGCUCCGCGCACAGCGACGAGCACAGCAGUGGCACCCUGAGCUCGCCGGGCCAGUCGGACAUCCUGCUGACCGCCGCGCAGGGCACCGUGCGCAAGGCGGGCGCGCUGGCGGUCAAGAACUUCCUGGUGCACAAGAAGAACAAGAAGGUGGAGUCGGCCACCCGCCGGAAGUGGAAGCAGUACUGGGUGUCCCUGAAAGGAUGCACGCUCUUCUUCUACGAAAGUGAUGGCAGGUGUGGAAUAGACCACAACAGCACCCCCAAGCACGCUGUCUGGGUGGAGAACAGUAUUGUGCAGGCUGUGCCUGAGCACCCCAAGAAGGACUUUGUCUUCUGCCUCAGCAAUUCCUUGGGUGACGCCUUCCUCUUUCAGACCACCAGCCAGACAGAGCUGGAAAACUGGAUCACCGCCAUCCAUUCUGCCUGUGCAGCUGCUGUUGCAAGACACCACCACAAAGAAGACACACUCCGGCUCCUCAAGUCAGAAAUCAAAAAGCUGGAACAGAAGAUCGACAUGGAUGAAAAGAUGAAGAAAAUGGGUGAAAUGCAGCUGUCUUCAGUCACUGACUCAAAGAAGAAGAAAACUAUAUUAGAUCAGAUCUUUGUUUGGGAGCAAAAUCUUGAACAGUUCCAAAUGGACCUGUUCCGUUUCCGCUGUUACUUAGCCAGCCUCCAAGGUGGAGAGCUGCCAAACCCCAAAAGGCUACUUGCUUUUGCAAGCCGACCAACAAAAGUGGCAAUGGGCCGCCUUGGAAUCUUCUCUGUGUCAUCUUUUCAUGCCCUGGUGGCAGCACGCACUGGCGAAACUGGAGUGAGAAGACGUACUCAGGCCAUGUCCAGAUCCACAAGCAAGCGAAGGAGCAGGUUUUCUUCACUUUGGGGUCUGGACACUACCUCCAAAAAGAAGCAGGGACGUCCAAGCAUCAAUCAGGUGUUUGGAGAAGGAACUGACGCUGUAAAGAAAUCUCUAGAGGGCAUAUUUGAUGACAUUGUUCCAGAUGGCAAGAGGGAGAAAGAAGUGGUCUUACCUAGUGUCCACCAGCAUAAUCCUGAUUGUGACAUUUGGGUCCACGAGUAUUUCACGCCAUCCUGGUUCUGUCUGCCCAAUAAUCAGCCAGCCCUGAUAGUCGUCCGACCAGGGGACACUGCACGGGACACCCUGGAGCUGAUUUGCAAGACACAUCAACUGGAUUAUUCUGCUCAUUACCUACGUCUGAAAUUUCUAAUAGAAAACAAAAUGCAGUUCUACGUUCCACAGCCUGAAGAGGACAUUUAUGAGCUGCUGUAUAAAGAAAUUGAGAUUUGUCCCAAAGUCACUCAGAACAUCCUCAUUGAGAAAUCAGAUACAGCUGCUGAUAAUUACGGGUUUUCUCUUUCUUCUGUGGAAGAAGAUGGUGUUCGAAGGCUCUAUGUGAACAAUGUGAAGGAAAUUGGCUUAGCUUCCAAGACAGGCUUGAAGGCGGGUGCUGAAAUUCUUGAGAUCAAUAAUCGAGCUGCUGGCACCCUGAGCUCCUCUGUGCUCAAAGACUUCCUCUCACAGCCCUCCCUGGGCCUCCUGGUGAGGACCCACCCAGAGCCGGAGGGAGGAGUGGAGCUGCUGGAGAGCCCACCCCACCGAGUGGACGGCCCUGUGGACCUCGGCGAGAGCCCCCUUGUCUUUCUCACCAGCAACCCAGGGCACAGUCUCUGCAGCGACCAGGGCAGUAGUGCUGAGACCGCUCCAGAAGAGACUGAGGGGCCAGACUUGGAGUCCUCCGAUGAGACAGAUCACAGCAGCAAGAGCACAGAGCAGGUGGCUGCAUUUUGCCGAAGUUUGCACGAGAUGAACCCUUCAGAUAUGAGCCCAUCUCCUCAGGACGCCACAGGGCCUCAGCUGGCCACCAUGAGACAGCUGUCGGACGCUGAUAAGCUGCGCAAGGUCAUCUGUGAGCUGCUGGAGACAGAGCGCACCUAUGUGAAAGACUUAAACUGUCUCAUGGAGAGAUACCUGAAACCUCUUCAAAAGGAGACUUUUCUCACCCAAGAUGAGCUUGAUGUGCUCUUUGGAAAUUUAACCGAAAUGGUAGAGUUUCAAGUAGAAUUCCUUAAAACUCUAGAAGAUGGAGUGAGACUGGUUCCUGACUUGGAAAAGCUUGAGAAAGUCGACCAAUUUAAGAAAGUGCUCUUCUCUCUGGGAGGAUCCUUUCUGUACUAUGCCGACCGCUUCAAGCUCUACAGUGCCUUCUGCGCCAGCCACACAAAGGUCCCCAAGGUCCUGGUGAAGGCCAAGACUGACACAGCCUUCAAGGCAUUCUUGGACGCCCAGAAUCCGCGGCAGCAGCACUCAUUCACUCUGGAGUCUUACCUCAUCAAGCCUAUCCAGAGGGUCCUCAAGUAUCCACUUCUGCUCAAGGAGCUGUUUGCCCUGACCGAUGCAGAGAGCGAGGAGCACUACCACCUGGAUGUGGCCAUCAAGACAAUGAACAAGGUUGCCAGUCAUAUCAACGAGAUGCAGAAAAUUCACGAAGAAUUUGGGGCUGUCUUUGACCAGCUGAUUGCUGAGCAGACCGGUGAGAAGAAAGAGGUGGCAGAUCUGAGCAUGGGGGAUCUGCUUUUGCACACCAAUGUCAUCUGGCUAAACCCGCCGGCCUCACUGGGAAAGUGGAAGAAAGAGCCAGAGUUGGCAGCCUUCGUCUUCAAAACUGCUGUGGUCCUUGUAUAUAAAGAUGGUUCCAAACAGAAGAAGAAACUUGUAGGGUCCCACAGGCUUUCCAUCUACGAGGAGUGGGACCCCUUCCGGUUUCGACACAUGAUCCCUACUGAGGCUCUGCAGGUUCGAGCUUUGGCGAGUGCAGAUGCAGAGGCAAAUGCCGUGUGUGAAAUUGUCCAUGUGAAAUCAGAGUCAGAAGGCAGGCCGGAGAGGGUCUUCCACCUGUGCUGCAGCUCUCCAGAAAGCCGGAAGGAUUUCCUGAAGGCUGUGCACUCCAUCUUGCGAGAUAAGCACAGAAGACAGCUCCUUAAGACUGAAAGCCUUCCCUCAUCUCAGCAAUAUGUCCCUUUUGGAGGCAAGAGAUUAUGUGCUCUGAAAGGCGCCAGGCCAGCCAUGAGCAGGGCAGUGUCCGCCCCAAGCAAGUCCCUUGGGAGGAGGAGGCGGCGACUGGCUCGCAACAGGUUUACCAUUGAUUCCGAUGCGAUCUCUGCCAGCAGCCCGGAGAAAGAGCCCCAGCAGCCCCCCGGUGGCGGGGACACUGACCGAUGGGUAGAGGAACAGUUUGAUCUUGCUCAGUAUGAGGAGCAAGAUGACAUCAAGGAGACAGACAUCCUCAGUGACGAUGAGGAGUUCUGUGAGUCGGCGAAGGACGCCUCGGUGCCUGCAGACCUGCAGGAGCGGCUUCAGGCUGCCUCCAUCAGUCCACGCGACAGAGGCCGGAGGGGCCUGGACAGCCACGCGUCCCGCAUGGGGCAGCUCAAGAAGCAGGCCGCCCUGUCGGGCAUCAAUGGGCGUCUGGAGAGUGCAAGUGAGGAAGUCAUUUGGGUUAGGCGGGAAGACUUUGCUCCCUCCAGGAAACUGAACACUGAGAUUUGACUGUGCGGUGUCCCCUUCCUUAGAGAAUGUGUGUAGAUACCACGUCCUGCCCCCACUGUGCCGUCUGUCCCCUAGGUCGCACUCUUGCACACUCGGAUCUGGCAGCUGACUUGGGUCUAAAGCCAUGUAGCCACCCAUCUUCAUCUUUCUUAACAACGACAUCAGAAAGAAUUGUUGGGAUUCAAAAUAAGCUCCAGUCCUACCUUCUGUAUAUUACCAAGGGCUUCUAUUUAUUCUCAAUUAAUCAGGGCCUGAAGAAUUAGAAAAAAAAAGAAUCUUUAGCACUGGAAAGCAAAAAUCACCCCCAGCAGUUUUGAAGUAUGGCACACACCAAAAGAUAACACAGCUCAUCCUACCUGAAACCUAUCUCCCUGCUGGGGAAACCACUUCCAGACGCAAAAGGAAACAGAACAAAACAUCUGCUUGCAACGUCCAGACUCCUUUCCCUCUUCAGUGUCUGAGAAUAUCUGUGUAUCUUAAGAAUGUGUGAGGAAAGGGUGGUCGUUUAGGUCUUGAUGAGCCUUUUAUUUUUUUCUUCUGUUUUGGUCUAUGGCUGCUCUGUGUUGGUGUUUGGAAGCUCUAGUUUUGCAUAGAAUUAUAAAAGCCAAACUCUUGGGAAAGAGAUCCAAAUUUAUCACUUGAGAGAGAGAGAAAACAAAAACACUAUUUUUUGUAUUUUACCUGCAGGGGUACAAAUAGAUGAGAAUUUUACAGUGUUGGUGUAACUCUGAGUGUAAAAACGAGGCUAUAUCCUUUUACAGAAAUAGCGAGGCAUGGCGCCUUUAUAUUUGUAUAUGAAAGGCCAACAAGAAGCAAAAUAAACUUUUUUUUUCCAAGAAGAUUUUUUUUAAUGUUUGAAUCUAUAUUUGAGAUGGGAAUUUGGUUGGAGUACACUUGACAGGGAAUAAAUAGACAGUGUGUGUGUGUGUGUCUGUUGCACAUGGCGGGGGAACUGGGAGCCGCCUCCUUGAGGGGUUGCCAUGGUGACCAUUGGUUUUCCCAUCCAAAUUACAUUUUCAUCCAUAGAUUUCCUGUUCCUUCCCUGGCAGUCCAUAACCAAACCUCUGAACCAAACAACCUCUUCAAAAACAUUUCUUGUGUUUAACACUGUCUUCAUACCAACAAAACAGGGUAAACAUACUAAUAAACCUAGCAUUCUAAACAGAUAUCCAAAUAGGAAGAACAAAAACAAGUUAUAGCACUUUCAGUUUUUUUAUCUAAAAAGGUUUAUAGCUUUUUCUUUUCCCCAUUUCACAAUGUCCAUUUCCUAAGAAGAGUUUAAAUAAUAUGAAAACUUUCUUUUUUUGGGGGGGGGGAAUAUCUAUUUGGUGUUUGACACAUCAGUAGGUACUUUACAGACUGAAUUUUAUAGUAGCUUUAGGAAUUAUAUUUUAUAAGACUCAGUUAUGACUUUAUAUUUCCAGACAAUAGAGUUCAGAACGUCAUGCUCUUGUGCCCCUGCUUGCUUUUCCUGCUCUCCUGUCCUCUAUUCCUCUCCUUUCGGGUUUCCAGGGCUUUGAGCUUGAUUUUUGAAAGUUUUCUUCUAUUAAAUUUUUGCUAUAUCUUCUGGUUUUCUUAAAAAAAAAAAACAAAAAAGCUUUAGAAUGGUUUCUAUACCCUUUGUAUCAUGCAUUGUUUCAUCUCAAGCUCGAUUGUGUCCGGAUGGAAAAACUGAAGCAGAGGUGUCGAACAGUUGUAUUUACUGGUCUCCCUGCAACACGUCCGUUGAAAAUACUGGAAAGUCUGGUGCUUAGAGAGGGUGCCAUUGUCUCUUGUACAUAAGGUCAUGAUGUGUCUAUGUCAAAAGUUCUUAUAUAUUUCUUUUAUAAGCUGAAAGAAGGUCUAUUUUUAUGUUUUUAGGUCUAUGAAUGGAACGUUGUAAAUGCCUGUCAAACAAUAAAAAUAUUGAAAAGU
This is a messenger RNA of Castor canadensis (American beaver), 6874 nucleotides long. The record is from RefSeq and is a predicted model, not a curated record. NCBI's taxonomy places the organism in Eukaryota, Metazoa, Chordata, Mammalia, Rodentia, Castoridae.